Phytophthora sojae is the source of this 525-nucleotide messenger RNA. RefSeq lists its product as hypothetical. The transcript has 6 exons. Lineage: Eukaryota; Oomycota; Peronosporomycetes; Peronosporales; Peronosporaceae. The record is from RefSeq and is a predicted model, not a curated record. Bases 1 to 525 code for a protein of 174 amino acids.
AUGUCGGGCGUGCAAGUCGUCGCUGGAGGCAACCCGCGCAAGGGCGCGAUGGAUGUGGAUGAGCGGGACCAGUGCAUCCGCGACAUUGUGAGCUGGUUCCAGCGCAAGGCGGAUCUCGAGCCUGCAGUGGAGAAGAACGCUGAUAUUGAGGCGCUGGAGAAAACAUUGGGCAUGGAGAUUCCGGAGGAGCUACGCAGCCUGCUGACAACCCAGAGCGGUGGGAUCUGGUUCGACGACUACAAGUCACUCUCGGCCGAUGAUAUCAUCAACAAAGCGGAAUCGCUGGGGUCUAUCAAGGGUUGGGAGUCUUUGUUCAUUCCGUUUGCAGCAAAUGUUGACGGUGGCGCGCUCAUCACCGAUACAAGCGCCAGGAACGCUGUCUUUGAGUUCAACGAAGACGGCAAAGGUGAUCGGCCUCUUGCGCCAACGUUGCUCGAGUAUCUCGAGAAGUACAGGAACCGGCUUUUGUCCGGUAAGUUCGAUUUCGUCGAGGACGUCGGACUGGUCGAACGCUCGCGAAAGUAG